This is a messenger RNA of Symbiodinium natans, 2190 nucleotides long. The record is from the annotation of a GenBank genome assembly. Lineage: Eukaryota; Dinophyceae; Suessiales; Symbiodiniaceae.
AUGACAAGCCUCUGGCGCGCCAUCUCGGGGAAGCGCAGCCCGGUGGGCGAGCCUUCCGAGGCACGGCCCAGUGGCUGGCUUCCGCCCAUCCUGCAAAACGCUGAGUCCCACGAAAGGGACGACUUCCACCUGAUGGAUCUCCGGCUGCAAAGCCCCUCUAGAAGUCGAUGUGGGUCGCGCGCGCGAUCGAACCAGUCUGGGCAAAGCACGACCCGGGCGUUGUCCACGCCCUCCACCUCGACACCCCUCUCGCUGCCUCCCAUAAGCCGAAGUGCGACACCACAUUCGCCCUGGACCCCGGCAAGGACCCGCAUGCACAGCUUUGACCGCGCCGGCUCUGAGACGUCCACGGUAAGCCCAAACUCGCUCUACAUGAGCAUGUUCCCAUCACCUGCGAAUCAGGCGAGCACGCCCGCAAACCUGGGGACUCCACACCAAGCUGGCAGCAACAUGGGCACGCCAGCGCAUCGAAGUGGGCCAAGUCCUCAUCAGUGUGCGAGGAGCCCCGUCAUGUGGACGGAUGAGUUUACAGAUAGAUCUUUGCGCACCUUCAUGGUUGGCAAGAGCAAGAACCGCUUCGCUUCCACGGAUCCUGGUCUCUGCGUGCUCUUCGUCCUCUAUGCUUCGCCGUUGACGAACUACUUGCCCAUAGAUUUCGAGUCCGAGAUCGACCGCAUCGUGUCGAGCGCAAGGGAUUCUGGACGACUCCAGACCGGCCAGGUCCGUCUGAAUGUGGGCACGGCUUCCUCGUCCUCGUUGACAAAGCUGCUGACGUUGUCGCAUGCGCAAAGGAGCGGCCUCAUCCUGCAUCUAGCAGCACAUGGUGACGAGGAUGGAGGCCUCAUUCUGGAGAGCACCAAGGGCACUGGAGAAGUCCAUAGCUGCAGCCACGAGAAGCUCAGAAAGAUCCUGAAUGUGGGGGGGCGCGGGCUGCGUGGAGUUUCCCUGGUCUUCCUCAGCUCUUGCAAAUCGAAGAAGCUUGCCCAGGUCUUCAUCGACUGUGGAUGCCAGCAUGUUAUUGCAACAAGCAGGACGGUUCUCGAUGCCACUGCACGUGCUUUCACCGAACGCUUCUACGGAGCUCUCUUUGUUGGGAAGUCUAUCGCAUCAGCCUUCGAGCAUACCAAGGAAGCACUGCUCGCCAGCUCGCACCCAGAGGUGGCCGAUCAGUCGAAUGCUUUCCUCCUGCUCACGAACCACGACCGAUUGGAAUGUGGUGACUGCCCGAGUGCAGGCAUGGGUGGCGAUGGAUCCUGGCAGCUCAUGGAGUAUUCGGACAGGCCAUCAUCAGUUCUUAGCCAGCGGGACACUGACAUCGAAGGGUUCCAGGAGGCAUGCAGCUUCCAGGACAAGCUGACGUUCCUGCCACCGCAGGUGGAGGACUUCUUUCGCCCACCGGUCAUGCAGCAGGUUUUGAUGCUUCUUCGUAACCGUCGUGCCUGCGCCCUGCAUGGUCCAGAGGGCAUCGGGAAGACCGCCCUGGGUGUAGAAGUCGCGCGCUUUGCCGCAAGUCCGGGCAGGCUUUUUUCAAGCAACGUGCUGCACGUGCGCCUGGAUCAGAAGAGCAGAGCUGUCAAGACUAUCAAAGAAUGCGUCGACUUUUUCAUGGCCAGGUCCGGGCCGUGCUCGUUGGCCGAAGCUCCAGAGGGUCACAGCCGCUGUGUCGCCUGGCAGCUCCAACAGCUGGAAAGGUUCAGGUCGCAUGCUCCGAUUCUUCUGGUGCUAGACGACGAAUGCAACGCCCUGGAACAAAGCAACCCUUUGCGAGGUCUGCUGGCCGAAGUGCUACGCAAGACUCAUCGUGUAACGCUGCUGCUUUGCUCCCGAUCCCCUCUGCACGAGUCAUUGGGGGACACAAAGGUAGUGAACAUUGAGCUCGCAGGGCUGGAUGAACAGCGGUGUGCUAGCCUCUUGCUGCGGCGAGUUCAUCGGCCGCUCGCGCCCGCAGACUUCCUCGACUCAGAGAAUCUCUCUGAGGGCCGGACGCGGGCGCAGCUCCGCCAAGCUGCAGAUGUCGUCGCCAAGCUCCUUGUGGCCAGCAAGGUUCUCCUGCCACUCUGUGGCAAUCCAGGACUCGUCCGCCAAGUGGGCUCCCAGAUCUACCCUGGUGGACCUCCUCUGCGCGAGGUGGUGCAGGACACGGUUCCAUCACCACCAGUGAGAGACGUGAGCAAAAAUUCGUUGCAAUGA